This is a messenger RNA of Cannabis sativa, 3729 nucleotides long. RefSeq names its product putative disease resistance RPP13-like protein 1. Gene Ontology annotation, molecular function: ADP binding; protein binding. The transcript is spliced from 3 exons. NCBI's taxonomy places the organism in Eukaryota, Viridiplantae, Streptophyta, Magnoliopsida, Rosales, Cannabaceae. The record is from RefSeq and is a predicted model, not a curated record. Gene Ontology annotation, biological process: defense response to other organism. The coding region runs from base 180 to 3176 and encodes 998 amino acids.
AUCUCCACAGACAAUUAUCUUUUUAUUAAGUGCUAAAAAAUUAGGAAUUGCAUUUUCCUUUAUUUGCUAAAAAUAAUUUUAUGUUUACAAAAACAUAACUCACCAAAAUAGCAGAAAACUUCUCUCUUCCUUUUACUUGUUGACUGAGAAUCGUUUACUUUCAACAACUGCCGACAAUCAUGGCUGUAGAGUUGGUGGUUUGCCCUGUUGUGUCUGCUUCAGUUGAAUUUUUGCUAAAGAAGAUUACUUCUUCCGAUGUAGCCAGCUUCUUGAGGGGAAAAACUUCCUCCGGUUUCGACAGGCUUCUUGACAAACUAGAGAUUACGUUCCUCUCCCUUGCUGAGGUGCUAGGAGAUGCAGAGCAAAAGCAGAUCAGAAAUCCUAGAAUUGAGAAGUGGCUCGACAAGCUUCAAGAUGCUGUGGAAGAUGCAGAAGAUCUCUUCGAGGAAAUUGAGUAUGAUGCGCUCAAACUCAAGCUGGAAAUGGAGUCCGAACCCGAUAAACUCAAGGUAAGUAACUUCUUCUCCAAUUACAACACAACUGAUGAGAUUAGAAAGUCGGAUUUGGUGAAGAUUUUAGACCGAUUGGAUACUUUUAGUAACCAAAGGUACAUUCUUAAUCUUACCGGAGAUGUUGAGAAGAUUCAGUCACAGAGACCGCCUUCGAUAUCUUCCAUUAAUGAUUCCGAAUUUGUUGGUAGAGAUGUUGAAAAGAUCAAUUUGAGAAAUAUGUUGUUGUCAGAUAAGGUGGGUAGUGAGAAAAUAUGUGUAAUUCCAAUCGUGGGUUUGGGUGGAAUUGGCAAAACCACUCUUGCUCAAGCCCUUUAUAAUGAUUUUGAAGUUGAUAAGUAUUUUGAACUCAAGGCAUGGGUUAGUGUCUCAGAUGAAUUUGAUGUUUGUAAGGUAACAAAAACAAUUCUUGUAGCAGUGACUAGAGAUGCGUGUGCUGUUGAAGACUUGAGUGUUUUGCAAGAGAAGGUACAAGAAAAAUUGAACAAAAGAAAAUUCUUGAUUGUUUUGGACGAUGUCUGGAAUGAAGAAUAUGAUUUUUGGGAUACAACAAGGAUGCUUUUCAAAGUUGGAGCACAAGGUAGCAAGAUAAUUGUCACAACAAGAAGUGAAAGGGUUGCAUCAAUGGUGGGAACUACAGCAUCUUGCCAUCUUGGUGUGCUAAAGGAAGAAGUUUGUUUCGAGUUAUUAUUCAAAAUUGUAACGUGCAAUAAGGAAUUUUGUACGACAGAUUCGAACUUGAGAAGAAUUGGUGAAGAACUUGUUAGGAAAUGUAAAGGUUUGCCGUUGGCUGUGAAGGCAGUUGCAAGCCUGCUGCGCUUUACAAAUGUGAAUGAAUGGAAAAGAAUAGCAGAGAAUGAUAUUUUGGAUUUACCAAUUGGAGAGAAAAAUAUACUUCCAGCUUUGAGAUUGAGUUACCAUUAUUUGCCAUCACACUUAAAAAGAUGCUUUGUUUAUUGUUCUAUGUUUCCGAAAGACUACGAAUUUGAGAAAGAGGAGUUGGUCUUAUUAUGGAUGGUUGAUAAUUUAUUGGAGCAUUCAAGUGGAAAUAGGAGUAUGAAAGAAGUGGGAUAUGAGUAUUUUGAUGAUUUAGUGUGUCGAUCAUUUUUUCAAUCUACAAGUGGCUCAAGUAAAAGUGUUUUCACGAUGCAUGAUCUUGUAGUUGAUUUGGCUAUUUUUGUAUCUAAAAGAAAAUAUUUAUACAUAGAGAAAAGCAAGAUUUAUGACACCGGAUUGAUGAGACAAAUACGUCACAUUACAUUUGAUAAGUUCAGCUACCUUGAUUUCCAUGAGAUACACAAAUUAAUUUGUGAAGCAACUUCUUUGCGUGUAUUUGUACCUGUUGCUAAAUAUUUCAUCACUUCAACUACAACACUACAAGGUGUGUUAAAAGAUUUCAUGAAGUUUAGGUGUUUGAGAUUUUUCUCUUUAGCGGGUUAUCGAAAUGUCACUGAAUUGCCUAAGUCAGUAGGUGAAUUAAAACAUCUUCGCCACUUAGAUCUUUCUUUCACUUCAAUCACAGAGUUGCCCAAUUCUAUGUGCUUGUUGUACAAUUUAAGGACAUUGAAGUUAUCUGGAUGUAAGUAUCUCGUUAAGUUCCCUAAAAAUUUACAUCAUCUCAUUAAUUUGAGAUAUCUCGACAUGAGCAAGUGUAGAUUCCGUACCUUGCCACCACUUGGGCAAUUACCUGCUCUCAUAUCUCUCUCGAUUGAACAUUGUGAGGCAGUAGAAAUGGUGAGUCUUGAUUUUUACGGGACUGGUUCUUCGAAUUCUUUUCCAUUGUUGGAAUCUUUGACGUUCAGAAGAUUGCCAAAAUGGAAAAAAUGGUCAACACCAAAUGUAAAUGUUAAAGCAUUUCCAAAGCUAAAAUCACUUACUAUACACUUGUGUGAGAGUUUGAAAGGAGAUUUGCCUCCCCUCCUACCAUCUUUAACAAAGCUUCAUAUUUAUGAAUGUCCGAAGCUUGCUUCUUCACUCCCAGCGAUGCCAAAUCUUCAUAAAUUGGAAGACCUCUAUCUCAAGAAUUGCCACCAUCUUGACUUUCUACCAUCCUCUAUUUAUAAUUCCCUCCAAAAACUUGACAUUGAACAUAUUUCUGGCUCCUUUAAAUUGCUUCCUCUAAAUUCCUUUCCCAAUAUCAGGAUUGUUAGAGUUUGUGAUUGUAAAAAUCUAGAGUCUUUCUCACUAUCAAAUAACCUAAAUUCCCUAUUCAGUCUCUCCAUUGAAAGAUGCGCGAGGUUGAUUGAGUCCCGCAAUAAUUGGAAUUUACAAGCACUUCCUAAUCUGACAAGCUUUAGUAUUGGAGAUUAUGAACUUGACCCUAUGGAGAUCUUUCUAGAGCAAGGGUUGCUUCCGACUAGCCUUACUUCCCUUGUGAUCCGUGGUAUUGCUGGUCUUGAAACCUUAGAAGGGAUGUGGUUUCAAGAACUCGAAUCUUUGAAAAGACUAUGCAUCUAUGAUUGCCCCAACUUGCAAUCACUUCCAGUAGAAGGGCUGCCACCCUCUAGAAGAGGUUUACUGCCACCUUCUUUUGAAAGUUUCUUUAUGAAAGGUUGCCCUUUGCUGGAAGCAAAGUAUGAGUGGGAGGAAGGUAACGAUUUGGGUUGGGAGAUUAGUUGCAUCUCUCAGCCUCAAGUGCCAUCAUUGAAUAGCUUAAUCCAUUCAUAGGACCAUAGCAGCAGCCUACUCACGCCACUCGCUGCCAACACUAUUCUUCCUCUCUGCUCUCUGUUGCCCACUGUUUUUUUUGCUGGUGGCAAAGAAAAACUUGGACCCAAAUGUCCCAUCUCAAUAGAAUGGGACUUUAGAGGCUGCAAAUUCCAAUGAUAAGCCAUCUGAACAGAGUGAGACUUUAGAUGAAAAAUAUGACAAAGUGUUGUGUUUCAACUUCCUCUUUUGCAGUAGCUACAAAGAAGAAAAAUAAAAACAAGUGAGGACACUUUUGGAGGGUUUAUGUAUAUAAUAUUCAAUAUUCAUCUUAUAUUCAUAGGUAUUCUCACUUUGACAGGGUCUUACCGAAAUCGGAUUUCCUCUUCGUGCCAUAUUGCAAUUCCAAUAUGUAGAUUGGAUUAUGGAACUCAUCUCAUGUUGACUGUAAUAUAUUAGUUUUACUUUUAUGUGUUGUCCACAUAUAAUUUCAAGAUGGUGUCUACACUAAAAAAUGGUAGACAAUGGUUACAGUUUCAGUAUAUUCUUUCAUCAUCAUCAUAUUGCUUCUCAA